AUGGUUGCAUACCGUAUUCUGUUCCUGGCUGGCGCGGCCGCUGCCCUGCCCUUGAACAUCAACCUCGGAGCCUACUCACCGGCUUUGGUAGUGGGUGAUGGUGAAAUUAGUUUCGGAGGUAAUCAAGAUGUGUCCGGCCUGAUGAACGUCCUUGAGGGCGCAGCGGUCAACGCAGCAAACGGAGCAGCGACUAAUGGUGCCGCUCAAGGUGCCGCUCAAGGCCAGGCUCAAGCUCCUGCCGCCCAACCCGCACAAGCGCAGCCCGCCGCUGCUCAACCGGCGGCUGUGCCCGCAACCCAGGCGACUGGCACUUCCACAACCGCCUCCGUGGACCCAACCCUACAGCAGCAGGCUCAACAAAUCGCCGCGCUCCAGGGUAUGGGCAAGGAGAUCGCGCCCCGAGAAGAGGGAGAGACACCAAGCAUCGCCAAGCGCCAAACCGGCUUCGACCGUGCCUUGCAGUUCGCUGAGGCCGCCCUGACCAAGGGACCCAAGGUGCAGCUCGGAACUGGUGAGGGCGGAGCUGGCGUCGGUAUCAUUGUCGACAACAACCAACAGGCUGCUGCCCGCCCCGGUACUGGAGCAACAGAAGGUGCUGCUGCCGCUGCUGCGCCCGCUCAGGCUGCCGCCGCGCCCGCCGGGCUCAAGGGACGACGAGACCUGGGUGCCAGCCAAAAGGUCAAGGUCACCACCAUGUACGUUCGCUCUGGCGUUCCUCCCUCUCUCCAGAACGGCGGUAACAAGAUGAGCGCGCGUGACGUCGCCGUUGAGCCUCGAGUUAUUGAGACCAUCCAGAUCGCUCCCAACAAGAGGGAUGCGAGCCCCAGCCCCAACACCAUCGACGCAGUCAAUCUCAAUGUGGACGGGGAGCAGGGCAUCACGAUGACCUUCGUCGAGACUGUUGAGGAUGCCGAUGAGGGUUCCGCUUGA
This is a messenger RNA of Diaporthe amygdali, 930 nucleotides long. RefSeq lists its product as uncharacterized. Bases 1 to 930 code for a protein of 309 amino acids. NCBI's taxonomy places the organism in Eukaryota, Fungi, Ascomycota, Sordariomycetes, Diaporthales, Diaporthaceae. The transcript has 4 exons. The record is from RefSeq and is a predicted model, not a curated record.